Molecule: messenger RNA, 1671 nt
Organism: Harmonia axyridis
Lineage: Eukaryota; Metazoa; Arthropoda; Insecta; Coleoptera; Coccinellidae
Gene: Fntb
Product: protein farnesyltransferase subunit beta
Exons: 9
Coding region: 66-1271 (401 amino acids)
Biological process (GO): protein farnesylation
Cellular component (GO): protein farnesyltransferase complex
Molecular function (GO): protein farnesyltransferase activity
Source: RefSeq, a predicted model, not a curated record
GACAGCUAUUUCUAUCCUAUUCUUUGACACUUUUUUCAUUCGAAUAAAUUAAGUCACUAGUUACAAUGUCUGGUAGUAGCAUUUUUUCUUGUAGAAAUAUAGAAUUUUUGAAAACAUUAAAAUUUAAUGAUGAGGAACUACAAACGCUCACAUCAAUAGAACAGAAAGAAGUCGAAGAAGAUGUAUUUAUUAAAUUAUCGGAAUUUUACAACUCUCAAAAUAAUUAUUCAUCUGCUCCUGAUCUUAUUAAACACAAACAUGCAAUAUUUCUAACCAAUACUUUGGUGCGAGUUUCUAGAGGUUAUGAGGCUCUAGAUGCAAGUCGUACUUGGAUUUGUUACUGGGUAUUACAUUCAUUGUCCCUUUUAGAUGUAAAAAUUUCUGAUAGUGUUAAAACAGCUUGUGCAAAAUUCUUAGCAAAAUGCCAAAACCCCACUGGAGGUUUUGGAGGUGGUCCCGGUCAAAUUUCACAUUUAGCUCCUACUUAUGCUGCAGUGAAUGCCUUAAUUAUAAUUGGGACUAAAGAAGCAUAUAAAGUUAUUAAUAGGGAAAAAUUGUUAGAUUUCUUAUGGUCUUUGAAACAAGAAAAUGGGUCCUUUUGUAUGCAUGUUGAUGGCGAAAUUGAUAUAAGAGGAGUUUAUUGUGCUCUUUCUGUAGCUAGUCUAACUAAUAUUAUUUCAGAUAAAUUAUGUGAAAAUACUGCUGAAUGGAUUAUAAGCUGCCAAACUUAUGAAGGUGGUUUUGGAGGUUGUCCAGAUAUGGAAGCUCAUGGAGGUUAUGCAUUUUGUGGAUUGGCAGCUCUCAUUAUCUUGGGAAAACAACAUUUAUGUGAUAUACAAUCACUUUUGAGAUGGUUAGUGCAUAGACAAAUGAGGCUUGAAGGAGGAUUCCAAGGUAGAACAAAUAAGUUAGUAGAUGGCUGUUAUUCAUUUUGGCAAGGUGCAGCUUUUGCCAUGAUACAUAAUUUACUAGAUAGUCCACCUGAUAAUUAUCUUUUCGAUAACAAGGCUUUACAAGAAUAUAUUUUGAUAUGUGCUCAGCAUGCUAAGGGUGGAUUAAUUGAUAAGCCAGGAAAGCACAGAGACGAGUAUCACACAUGUUAUGUUCUGAGUGGUCUUUCGAUAGCUCAACACUUUGAAUCGGAUAUUCAAAUUUUAGGUUCUCCCAAAAAUGAAGUUAGAACUAGUCAUCCAGUUUAUAACAUACGAACUGAUUUACUUCAGAAAGGAAUAAUUUACUAUAGAGGAAAUAAAUUGGUGGAAGAACUAUAAAAAAAUUAUGUAACUAAAUGAAUGAUUUUAAUUUUGUUUUAAUUGUAAAAUGAAGUGUAGCUUUUUCACAAAGGACAAAAUUUUAUUUUUAUAUAAAAUUUUUGUUUUUGGUAGAUAUCUUAGAAGAAAUAAGAUUCUUCCACAAGUUUGUACAUUUCACUAAUCUGGCAUCAAAUAAGAAAAAAAAAAUGGAGAAAAACAAUUUUCAAAAGUUGUAGUUGUACAUUUAUGCCUUUCACUGCUACUAGUCCUAGGUCUUUCCUGAAUUUUGAAUUACCAAUAAAACCUGAUUGAGUUGAUAAAAUCAAUGAAUGAAAUAUGUUUUUCAUAAUUAAAAUGUAGCAGAGAUUUUUAAGAAUUUGUACUGAAAGAAAAAUAAAUUUUUUGUGAAGAAAAUUAA